Nerophis lumbriciformis (worm pipefish) is the source of this 1794-nucleotide messenger RNA. Its product is annotated as ras-related protein Rab-9A-like. Gene Ontology annotation, biological process: retrograde transport, endosome to Golgi. Gene Ontology annotation, molecular function: GTP binding; GTPase activity. Lineage: Eukaryota; Metazoa; Chordata; Actinopteri; Syngnathiformes; Syngnathidae. The record is from RefSeq and is a predicted model, not a curated record. Gene Ontology annotation, cellular component: phagocytic vesicle; lysosome; late endosome.
AAUGCCAUUUUUUUGUGGUCCCCCUUAUUUAGAAAAGUACCGGUACGAAAGUAAUGGUAUCGGGACAACACUAGUAACCAGUCCAACAUAGUACUACAAUAGGCCCCACAAAAAGUUUUAAAGGAUUCGAAAUGUUGUGUAUUUGGAAAAAAUAAAGUACAAAUCCGAUAAAACUCCCAUUAAACACAGUCACGCAGGACUAAAUGUUUGGCCACACAAAGGGCCUCUUUCUCCAUGGCAUGAAACAAUAAAGAGUGGCAGGCAGCGCACAUGAUGGGUGGAGGCGUGACGCAAACACGCGGCUCAUAUGAGCGCCUUCAGGCCUGCACACGCAUCACCAUGCCACAUGCUCCCGACACCGACCCAUUUUCAUCCGGUUCAAGCCUCCUUGUAUGUCCUUCUUCCACGUCAACGUUGAAGCCAUGCGGAUAUGAAAAUGAAAGGUGUGCAGGUGUGAUGCGGAUGUAAAAAAUCUGCAGCCGCACUUCAGCCAUGACCUCCAAGUUGCCCCUGUUCAAGGUCGUUCUCUUAGGCGACGGCGGCGUGGGAAAAUCGUCCCUCAUGAACCGCUUCGUCGCCGACAAGUUCGACUCCCACCUCUUCCACACCAUCGGCGUGGAGUUCCUCAACAAGGAGCUGGACGUGGACGGCCAGAGUGUCAGGCUGCAGAUCUGGGACACGGCGGGACAGGAGCGCUUCCGCAGCCUGCGCACGCCGUUCUACCGCGGCUCCGACUGCUGCCUGCUCACCUUCAGCGUGGACGACGCGCAGAGUUUCUGCAACGUGGCCAACUGGAAGAAAGAGUUCACCUUCUACGCCGACCUCCAGGAGCCCGACAAGUUCCCCUUCGUGGUGCUGGGCAACAAGGUGGACACAAGCGGGCGACAGGUGUCGGGGGCGGACGCGCGGCGGUGGUGCCGCGACAACGGCGGGCUUCUCUACUUCGAGACAAGCGCCAAGGAUGCUACCAACGUGGCGUCGGCCUUUGAAGAGGCAGUUCGUCUGGUUCUCAGGCAGGAUGAGCGACCUGACCACCUCAUCCACACCAACACGGUGGACCUGAAGAAGAGGAGUUACUCCGAUUCCAGCUGCUGCUGAACUGCACUUUUGUCCACCGAAAGUUACAUAAAUCCAUUCACAAUCAUAAUGUUGCAACGGGUUAGAGCACGGGUGUCAAACUCAUUUUAAAUCAGGGGCCACAUGGAGAAAAAUCCUACUCCCAAGUGGGCCGGACUGGUAAAAUCAUGGCACGAUACCUUAAAAAUAAAGACAACUUCAGGUUGUUUUCUUUGUUUAAAAAUAGAACAAGCACAUUCUGAAAAUGUACAAAUCAUAAUGGUCCGUGUACAUACUUGCCAACCCUCCCGAAUUUUCCGGGAGACUUCCGAAAUUCAGCGCUUCUCCCGAAAACCUCCCGGGACAAAUAUUCUCCCGAAAUUCUCCCGAUUUUCAGCCGGAGCUGGAGGCCACGCCCCCUCCAGCUCCAUGCGGACCUGAGUGAGGACAGCCUUUUUUCACGACGGGAGGACAACAGGGUGACAAGAACUAAAUCAUCCAGACUAGAGAUAAAUUGUAUUAUUAUGUUUAUCUUACCUAAAAAUAAAUAUAUUUAUUAAUUAAAAAAAAAGAAAAACUAAAUACAAUUUUACUAUAUUUUGCCAAAAACAUCAAAAUUAAUUGUAUUUUUAUUUGUAUUUUUUCUGACUCCUUAUUACAUCCAGGCAUUAGAAUUAUACAUUAAAAUAAACAUAUUUGAAAUAAUUAAUUUUAAAUUAUCAUAAUAAUUCAUUUAAA